UUGUGUAUGCAUGAGAGUAAGAAUAUAACAAAUGCCAUUCACUCCGUAAAAACAAAGAGAAAAUCGUUAACAAGCGGCCAUGUUCCUGAGUUGUGUUUUUUUCCCACCACCACCUUCGUUCUUCGUCACAGCUAUGUCUGUGGUGACUGUGGUCUCAAUGGCAAAUGGAGGUUACUCUGAAACCAAGGGAAAGCAUGUUCAAUAUUCCAAGUUUUUUCACAGUAACUCUGAGAAAUCUGCGGCAAAACAGGCUAAAGUUUCAAGCAGAAAUGGGAUGCUUGUCCUUUAUACGCCUGCUUUUCUUGCCGGUCUUUCUUCUUUCUGGCUAUUUCCUGAUGAGGGUUUCAGGUUUCUUUUGCUUAAGUCCGCUCUCACCUUCCAUUUCUUCAAGAGAAUUUUUGAGUGUUUACUACAGGUAUUGUUCAUUCAUAAAUAUAGUGGUUCAAUGACUCUUGAAUCUGCAAUUGUUAUCACUGUAAGCUAUUUCAUAUCUACUGCAACCAUGAUAUUUUCUCAACACUUAUCACAAGGAUUGCCAGAGCCAUCGAUUGAUUUCAAGUAUUUUGGGGUGAUUGUGUUCUUGUUGGGAAUAAUUGGUAACUUCUACCAUCACUUGCUCCUCUCAGAAAUGAGAAAAGAUGGUGAAAAACAGUAUAAAAUUCCCAAUGGAGGUUUGUUUGACAAAGUAGUGUGCCCACAUUAUCUAUUUGAGAUAUUAGUGUUUUGGGGAUUUGCUUUUAUUUCUCAAACUCUGUAUGCAUUUUCAAUUGCUUUAGGCACAAGUUUUUACUUGAUAGGAAGGAGCUUUGCCACUAGGAAUUGGUACCAAUCCAAAUUUGAGAAUUUCCCAAAAGAUGUCAAGGCUGUUUUUCCUUAUUUGUUGUAAAAAUGAACGAAAUUUGGAAUAAAAUUUUAUUUGAUAAUGAUUCAAAA
Messenger RNA from Mangifera indica (mango), 933 nucleotides. Its product is annotated as steroid 5-alpha-reductase DET2-like. NCBI's taxonomy places the organism in Eukaryota, Viridiplantae, Streptophyta, Magnoliopsida, Sapindales, Anacardiaceae. Bases 80 to 886 code for a protein of 268 amino acids. The transcript is spliced from 2 exons. Gene Ontology annotation, biological process: lipid metabolic process. Gene Ontology annotation, molecular function: oxidoreductase activity, acting on the CH-CH group of donors. The record is from RefSeq and is a predicted model, not a curated record.